CGUCUGUUCCUAAAUAUAUUAUAAGUAAAAGGCUACCAAUUCUUCUGCAUCUUUAAUGUCCAUUUACUUAUCAAGUUUACUGGCUUUUACUAAAUAACGUAAUAGUAUAAGGCCGCUAGUCUUCUGUUUUAUUUUGGCCCGUUACUUGGAUUGUUAAUGAUAGUAAUUAAACGACUUAAGAGUAAAAGGCCUAAUUUCUUCUGUGUUUAUUGACCUUUUACUUAUAUAGUAACUGCUUAUUCGAAAUAUCACAAAUAAUUAAAGGCCAAAAUAAAAUUUUUAAAACUUACAAGAAGAAGAGAUUAACCGUUUAGAUUUUAGAAAAUCAUAUUUCUCUAUUCAAAAAAAUGGAUUUAAUAUGGAUUUUUCUCAUAAAAAACAUUCAAUAAGUCUACAUGUGGUAAUUUGUAAAUUAAAAAAUUAAUUUUGAUAUUAAACACAUCACAACGAUACCAAUGCCGGCAAGAUGGACGAAGAUGAUUAUAUACUCAAAUUGAAUAGAAUAGAACAAAAUAUACAAGAAUUGCAGCGUAAAAAAGCACAAAUCAUCAGCAAACUAAAAAUUCUAGAAACUGAAAAAGAGGAUCUUCAGAAUAACUACAAAUUAGCAAAAAUAAGGUCUAGUAAAAACGAGCCAGAAUGGGUAAAUAAAAAAUUCGAUUGGUCUGAUGAAAUAUUCAAAGUGUUAAAAGAAAAAUUUAAAUUUGAUAAUUUCCGUCAAAAACAGCUUGCUGCCGUUAACAGCACUCUUGCAAACAAAGAUGUCUUAUUACUUAUGCCCACGGGAGGUGGAAAAAGUUUAGUUUACCAGUUAACAGCAUAUAUUAGCAAAGGCCUAACACUGGUUGUGUCACCAUUAAUUUCUCUUAUCGAUGACCAAUUGAGAGCUCUGAAAGAAAUUGGAAUUGGUGCAGCUUCUAUAAAUUCAAAUACCUCUAAAGAUGAAAGAAAAUAUGUUCAUAAUGAAAUGACAAAUCCUGGAUCUGAAAUGAAGUUAUUAUAUGUGACACCAGAAUGGGUAGCUAAGAGUAAACAGUUCAUGUCUUAUUUACAAAAGUGUUUUGAUAAGAAUCUUUUAGCCAGAAUUGUUAUUGAUGAGGUUCAUUGUUGUUCUACAUGGGGACAUGAUUUUCGGCCAGAUUACAAUCACUUAGGUUUAUUUAAGACAAUGUUUGUUGGUGUUCCUAUUAUUGGGUUAACAGCUACAGCUACAAUGAAUAUACUGGUUGAUAUUCAAAAAAUGUUAAGCCUAGAAGAUGCAGUGAUAAUCACUGCUCCAUUUAAUAGACCAAACCUUUAUUAUAAGGUGGUAAGUAAACCUAGUGAGAAAAGUGAAUGCCUAAAACUUUUAUCAAAAUGGUUAUCAACAAAAUAUAAGAACAAAUCUGGUAUAAUUUACACAUCAACAAUUAAAGAAACUGAAGAAAUAUGUACUGAUCUAAGGCAAUAUGGUUUGAAAGUAAAAUUUUAUCAUGCUCAAAUGGAAAGGGCAGAUAGAAAAACAGUACAUGACCGUUGGAUGAAAAACCAUUAUCAGGUUAUAAUUGCUACCAUUGCUUUCGGCAUGGGUAUAGAUAAACCUGAUGUACGUUUUGUUAUUCAUUAUUCUGCACCGAGAAGCAUGGAAGCUUUUUAUCAAGAGAGUGGAAGAGCUGGCAGAGAUGGUCAAUCAGCCGACUGUGUUCUAAUGUUUAACCUAACAGAUUAUAUAAAAACUGCCGCCAUGUCCACAAACAAAACAGAAGAAAGAAAUGCCAAAUCCGUCUUACAUUAUUGUAUGGAGCAGUCUAGGUGUAGAAGAGCUUUAAUAGCAGAACAUUUUGAAGAUACCUGGCGACAGACUGACUGUUCGAAAAUGUGUGAUCAUUGUUUACAUCGAAAAUCAGUAUCGCACUAUAAUAUUACCGAGAGUCUAUUAGAUAUAACGAAAAUAAUUGAAGUAGCCAGUAGUAAAGAAGUAAAAGUCACGUUAAACAAAUUAAUCAAUGCCUGGUUUCAAUCUGGAAAUAAAGAAAUCAGGCCUCCGAACUUAAAGUUGCCCAAAUGUCCAAAACAAGUGGGAGAACAUAUUAUUGGGUAUCUUAUUUCUAAAGAAUAUUUUGUUAUAGAGAAAGGUUAUACCCUUUAUACAACAUUGGGAUAUAUACAGAGAGGUAUUAAGAUCGUUAAUAAAACUACCGAAGUCUUAAUGCCUUACAAAUAUGAAAUAAAUUUUCCUGUUUCUAAAACAAAAGAAGCUGAUAGUAAGAUUGAUGAUGAUGUUGGUGAUGAUGUAAUUGAAAUUUCAGAUGAUACGCAAGGAGAACCUUCAGGAAAAAAACGAAAACUUGACAUUCACUAGGAUUACUUAAAACGUUUAUAAUUUAUUUUUCAUUAAUAAAAAGUUCGUUAAU
Messenger RNA from Psylliodes chrysocephalus, 2393 nucleotides. Lineage: Eukaryota; Metazoa; Arthropoda; Insecta; Coleoptera; Chrysomelidae. The record is from the annotation of a GenBank genome assembly.